AUGACGAAGAGUAGAAAAAAAAGAAGUGGGUUAGGUGAAAACGCCCUCUCAUGCAUUCAUUCAUUUCCAACGUCUCUCUCCCAACUCACAACAAAGAAAACAGAAAGGACGAUCACUGAUACCAACCCCAAUCCCCUCUCUCCCAAUUUUGAUUUCGUUAUCCAGUAUUCACCAUGCAUAUAUGCAUCCAACCCAGAUAAAAAAAACCCCAUUAAACCCCAUCAACCUGUAGAGAGACCUUCCUCCUCCUCCUCCAGUAUGCCUAUCUCCACCCUCAGAUCAUACCAUAAUGGCUUAAUGAUGAUGGAGACAGAACUUCACAGCCUAGAAGAAACCCUACCUGCUGCAGUAUCAAAACUAAAGAGACAUUCUUCCAUCAUCAGGGAUGGCGAGGAAAGUGAUGCACUGGUAAAGUACACAAGUUUGAAAGAUGUGAUUCUCAACUCGCCAAGAUAUAAUUCGUACGAGGGAAAUGCUUUCGAUUCGACCAACAUUUCGAUACGGAACCAACUGGUAAAGCAUGCAGCCUCCGCCUACCUCCAGUCAGCUGCAGUUCUCUCCAGCCGAAACCAGAACUGCUUGGUUCGUAUGUGGAGGAGAGUGAAGAACAAUGCUACAUUGCGUUCAUGCUGGUUCGUCUACGUUAGGAACCCCUUGGGAGCUUGUUUCCAGCCGAUAUGUCGGUUUCUUGGUUGGACGAUACAUGAAAUUGGAAGGUUUUGGACUAGGAGGAUCACCAUAGCCUGAGACUACGUACUACUGUGAACAUGCAAUCGAUGGAGUUAAUUCUUUCCAAGCUACGUAUGCAUUCAUUUUAUCAUUUUCUCGUCUUUUUUUUUUUUGUCUUCUAAAAUGAUCAUGUAAUAAACAUGUAUGAUCAAUUUCAAUUAUUGAUUGUAAUUAUAUUAUUCCCUCCGAUUGCAAUUGUAAUUAUGUACUCGGCGUUUGGGGCAAAACCUAUUGUAAGAUUUCCAGGUUUAAAUGCAAAGCACUGUAAU
Vitis riparia (riverbank grape) is the source of this 998-nucleotide messenger RNA. RefSeq lists its product as uncharacterized. Lineage: Eukaryota; Viridiplantae; Streptophyta; Magnoliopsida; Vitales; Vitaceae. The record is from RefSeq and is a predicted model, not a curated record.